AUGAAGCCAAUUAUUGUAAAUGAUUGUCAAUUUAAAUAUGCAAAAUAUCAUCAGCAUCACCAACAGCAUCCUCAGCAACAUCAAUUCCAUGCCGACAACGACAACCCACAAGCAUCAGCAGCAGCUAAGCAGCAGCACCAGCUGCAGCUUAGUGUUAGUGGAGAGAUGUUAUUGGCUACCCUAAAUUUCCAUCGAAUGGGAUGUUUGAUUAAUAUGCAGCUAAUCUUUCUCAUACUGUUGGAAAUGCGAAUAAUAUCCGGUGAUGUUUCCUCACACUACUGGGAAACACCCUACUCACAGCCAUAUUUUGAUAAUUCCUCAAGGCGUGAGGUUACCUCAAUUGUGGGCCAGGCAGCAUUGCUGCAAUGUCGUGUACGAAAUUUAGGAGAUCGAGCUAAGGUCUCCUGGAUACGAAAACGAGAUUUACACAUCUUAACAGUCGGCAUUCUGACCUACACAAAUGAUCAACGAUUUCAAUCGCUACACACUGAGGGAUCCGAUGAAUGGACACUGCGUAUAUCAUCACCCCAGCCAAGAGAUUCGGGAACCUAUGAAUGUCAGGUGUCAACGGAGCCGAAAAUUAGCCAAGGAUUCCGGCUAAAUGUAGUAGUCUCUCGUGCUAAAAUUCUUGGUAAUCCAGAGCUAUUCAUUAAAAGUGGCAGUGACAUUAACCUGACAUGUUUGGCAAUGCAAUCACCGAUACCACCCUCAUUUAUCUAUUGGUACAAGGGCAAACGUUUAAUGAACUAUUCACAGCGUGGCGGCAUUAGUGUAAUAACCGAAAGGACAACGCGCACCAGUAAACUUUUAAUAUCGAAAGCAACACCAGCUGAUUCGGGAAAUUAUACAUGUUCGCCAAGUAGUUCAGAUUCGGCGUCAGUGGUGGUACACGUUAUCAAUGGUGAACAUCCCGCAGCCAUGCAACAUGGCAAUAAUAGUGCUACAACACUUAUACCCUCCUAUCGACGACGUCGAACACUGUCAACCACAUCAUUCACCGGUGGUGCU
This is a messenger RNA of Musca vetustissima, 1008 nucleotides long. Its product is annotated as limbic system-associated membrane protein-like. Gene Ontology annotation, cellular component: neuron projection membrane. Lineage: Eukaryota; Metazoa; Arthropoda; Insecta; Diptera; Muscidae. Gene Ontology annotation, biological process: synapse organization. The annotation marks the transcript as partial. The record is from RefSeq and is a predicted model, not a curated record. The transcript has 6 exons.